Molecule: messenger RNA, 720 nt
Organism: Botrytis porri
Lineage: Eukaryota; Fungi; Ascomycota; Leotiomycetes; Helotiales; Sclerotiniaceae
Exons: 2
Coding region: 1-720 (239 amino acids)
Source: RefSeq, a predicted model, not a curated record
AUGGGUGCGCUAUACAACAUAUUAAUUUCACCACGAGAGACGAUAAAUGAUUCAUCACAUAAAAAUGGAAGGCAAGGCAUAACUUACCUUUUUUAUUGUUGCAGAUGCUGUAUUGGUUUGGAAAGUUCCAAAUCCGAUUUGGUUGUAAAUCCUGGUACAGUCAAGAGGACAGACAGGGUGAACAAUGUCUCGGCCGCCUAUCGAGUGCUAGAUAGAGGCUUCGCGCUACAAGGCCUGACUGGUAUAUUCGAUGCUGAGAAUGGUCGACUACAGGGUGGAAAGCACAGUCAAUUUCCACCUUCGGUGCGCGGCGACGACUCAAUUAGUGUCUCGGAACCGAAAGCUGUCAAUGUCGUGACUAAGCCCAGGAUUGAACGUAUCGAGGUAGCAGGUCCUCGCGAAAGCACAUCAGAUGAUUCAGGUGAUUCGGAUGAUUUUAACUACAGCAAUAGUGUAUUACCAAAUGUGGAAGAGCUUUACUGGGAUUUCUUGGGAGAGUUAUCAAAAUUUGGAGCCAGGGAGCUUUCAGUAUCAGCAAACUUCUUUAUCAAUAUUCACACCGAGUCUUGUGAAAAAGUUUUGCCCAUUGAUAUGCACGUUCUGGAAUUCGGGCCUUGGGGUAAAAUGUUCAAGGUUAUAAUCAAGGACACAGAGGGAUUAUCGGAGUAUCUGAAGCAAACUCUAAUCGAAAUCGCCAAUGUGUUUGUACUUCUUACAUGA